AUGAUGCCCUUCGGACUGAAAAAUGCCGGAGCGACAUAUCAGAGGCUGGUAGACCAAGUGUUUGCCGAGCAAAAAGGCCGCAACAUGGAAGUCUAUGUUGACGAUUCCAUCGUCAAGAGCAAAGAGGCGAAAGACCAUGUUUCAGACCUAGCAGAAACAUUCGCCACUUUGAGAAAACACCAAAUGAAGCUGAAUCCGAAGAAAUGUGUCUUCGGAGUGAGGUCAGGGAAAUUCCUAGGCUUCAUGGUCAGAAAGAGGGGGAUUGAUGCCAAUCCCGCCAAAGUUCAAGCAGCUCUUGAUCUUCUCGAGCCGAAGACAAAAAGGGACAUUCAGCGUCUCACUGGGAGGAUGGCCGCCCUAUCCAGGUUCAUCUCAAAAGCCUCGGACAAAGGAUUGCCCUUCUUCAAAGCGCUGAAAUUGCCGAAAUCCAAGGAGCUCAUGUGGGAAGAUGAGCAAAAGAUAGCCUUCCAACAGCUCCGAGAGCAGCUGGCUAAUCUCCCAACACUGGCAAGGCCAGCCGAAGGAGAAGUCUUGUACUUAUAUGUGGCAGUUAGCCCCGCUACAAUAGUGGUCUUAACAGAUCAACCGCUGGAAAAAAUCCUCGGCAAGGUUGAAAAGUCAGGCAGGCUAACAAAGUGGGCCUUCGAGCUCACUAAGUUCAGCAUAAGCUAUCAGCCGAGGGCAGCCAUUAAGGCCCAAGCCUUAGCAGAUUUCCUAGCCGAAUGUUCCUAUCAGGAAACACUCGACGAAGAGAAGGGGACUUGGACUGUGUUUACAGAUGGCUCAGCCACUAUAAAUGGUUCGGGAGCUGGGGUAGUAAUCACCUCUCCCGAAGGCAAAAACUUCGAGUAUGCACUCAAAUUCUCGUUCAAGGCUUCUAACAACGAAGCAGAAUACGAGGCAGUAGUCGCUGGCUUAGAACUAUGCAUAGCUCUCGAAGCCGAGCAUGUCUGUUUGAAGACAGACUCUCAGCUGGUCGCUAAUCAGAUUCGGGGCGAAUAUGAGGCCAAAGAGCCCUCCAUGAUCUCUUAUCUCGCCAAGAUCAAGUCAGUCAUAGCGAAGUUGAGAACUUUUGAAAUUGAGCUGAUCCCAAGGGGUCAGAAUGCUCAAGCCGACGCACUAUCCAAACUUGCAAGUUCAACUCUUACUGAGCUGAACCGAUUCGUAUAUGUGGAAGUACGCCGAAACAGAAGCAUUGACCAAGAAAUUGAGGUCCAAUGUGUCGAAGCUGAACCGAGCUGGAUGGACUCCAUCCUGGCUUAUAAGCUUCAAGGAACGCUCCCCGAGGACAGGAACCUAGCCGUAAAAAUAAAAAGGGUCGGCCCAAGGUUCAUUGUCUAUAAUGGGGAACUGCUGAAAAAGUCCUUUUCAGCCCCGCUGCUGAAAUGUGUGGGUCCAACAGAUGCAGAUUACAUCCUUCGGGAGAUCCACUUCGGCAUCUGUGGAAACCACAUAAGGGGAAGGACCCUGGCCCAUAAAGCAUUGCGGGUAGGGUAUUACUGGCCAACCAUGAUCCAGGAUGCCAAGGACUUGGUGCAGAAAUGUGAAAAAUGCCAAAAAUUCGCACCAGUUAUCCAUCGGCCUUCGAGAGACCUUCAGCCGAUCUUGAAUCCACUCCCUUUUGCUCAAUGGGGGUUGGAUAUUCUAGGUCCGUUUCCUGAGGCUCCUUAUCAGAAAAAGUGGCUGAUAAUCGGAAUCGACUACUUCAGCAAGUGGAUAGAAGCCGAAGCAGCCUCAAACAUAACUGAGCAGACUGUCAGGAAAUUUAUCUGGCAGAAUAUUAUUACUCGCUUCGGCAUUCCGAAGGUGUUUGUCUUUGACCAUGGGAGGCAAUUCGAUAAUCUGCCGUUAAGGUGGUACACAGAUCACUUUGGCAUAAAGCUGGAAUAUUCGGCAGUCUGUCAUCCUCAAAGUAACGGCCAGGCUGAAGCUGCAAAUAAGCAGAUACUCAACGCUCUCAAAAAGAGAGUUGAAGAUCAAAAGUCCAAGUGGAUAGAGGAACUUCCCAGAACUCUAUGGUCACUUCGGACUACAGAAAAAGAGGCUACGGGGCAUUCACCUUUUGAAUUGGUGUAUGAAUCCGAAGCUGUUUUACCAGUGGAGAUUGGCUCAGAAAGUCUUCGAGUCAAUCAGUUCUCAGUCGAAGAAAAUGAGCAUCUCAUGAAAGAGUCCCUCGAUUUCUUAGACGAGGUCCGAGAUUCGGCAAGGGACAGAAUGGCAGCAUACAAACAGAGAAUCAGCAAGUUCUACAACCGAAGAGUCCAGACAAGGCUCCUUAAGGUUGGGGACCUCGUUCUUCGGAAUGUUGCCGCUGUCCAGAAAAGCCGCAUCCAUGGAAAACUCUCGGCUAACUGGGAGGGGCCUUAUGAAUUAUAUGAUGAGCUCCAACCAGGAACUUAUCGGCUUCGGCAGUUAGGUGGCACUGAGUUGAAAAACCACUGGAAUGCAGAUGUACUUAGGAAAUUUCAUGUGUAA
Chenopodium quinoa (quinoa) is the source of this 2475-nucleotide messenger RNA. RefSeq lists its product as uncharacterized. The transcript has 2 exons. Lineage: Eukaryota; Viridiplantae; Streptophyta; Magnoliopsida; Caryophyllales; Amaranthaceae. The record is from RefSeq and is a predicted model, not a curated record. Bases 1 to 2475 code for a protein of 824 amino acids. Gene Ontology annotation, molecular function: RNA-DNA hybrid ribonuclease activity; nucleic acid binding. Gene Ontology annotation, biological process: DNA integration.